AUGACUGCCGCGUCACCGCCAUCUUCAUACGCUAUACCUGUCGGAGUCUCCACCUCAUCAAAGAUGACGAAACGAACGAGUUUCGAAGUCCUCCCAGGAACCGCAGGCCCUGAUUCAAACUUACCUUUACCAACUCCUUCCCGCGAAUCAUAUUCACAUUCACAUCUGUCAAAUGGAUCGGGGCUGGAUGAGAAUGGGGGGAUCCGAGAAGGAAUACCUAUGACGUUUGGCGUUGGUUCAGCUACACCAACACACCACAAACGAAUUUCCAGUCCUACCCGGACACUCAGUCGGAUACCAGUAGCUUCUGUUGGUAACGCACGCGCAUUAGCAGAUGAAGGAGAAGGAAGCCAGGUUCUGCCAGGCCAACGAUCGCCGUCAUCCAAACUUUCACCUCUAGACGAUGUAUCGUCAUCUUCACUCGCCCUUCCGCAACCGCCAUCACCUAGACGAGCUUCGCUCACACCUGGUGGCACCACCAAAGUCCUGGCUGACUUACAGACUGGAGUCAUCAACGCACGAAAUGCUUUAGAGAACACGAAGGCGCAGCUUAGGUUGUCGCAACGUACGGUGGCCCAGUUGACGAGACAGACGGAGGAUUUGAAAGAAGGGAGAGAGAGAUUGAGACUAGAGAAUGAGGGGCUGAAUAAUGUCGUUGCUAGGAAGGAGAGAUUGUUACAGGAAGUUCUUGAACGAGCAAGAAAGGCAGAAGCGGAAGCGGCGACGCUCAAGAGCCAAUUAAAGUCUGAAACGGCGACGUCUAAGAAGACACUUCGGGAGAUGGAGAGCCAACUUUCGGAAUCGACUGCUUUGUCACAGAAAUGUGAACGAGAAUAUGUGACAUUGAGGGAUUCGUUGAAGGCUAUGACGGAAUCGUGGAAACAAGAUACGGAUAAACUGAGAGAAGAGACGCGAAAAAGGGAGGAGAGAUGGAAGAAGGAAGCUGAGACUAUAGGGAAGAAGUAUCGGACGUUGGUUGAGGAAAUGCAACAGUCUACGGAAGGUCGAGAAACGCUGAACAAGCUGAGGGAGGAGGAUAAGAGGAUAAAUACGGAACUUGAACAAGCCUGGACGGAGGAGAUUGAAAAAAUGAAGGCUGAAGUUGAACGGAGUACUGAGGAGCAACGGGAGGCGAACGAGACGGCAAGACAAUUGACGACUGAGCUAGCGAGAUUGAGGCGACUAAUGCAGAGGAUUCCGAGCAGUAACGACGACGACGAGCCGCCGACUAUGACUUGA
Molecule: messenger RNA, 1239 nt
Organism: Marasmius oreades (fairy-ring Marasmius)
Lineage: Eukaryota; Fungi; Basidiomycota; Agaricomycetes; Agaricales; Marasmiaceae
Exons: 5
Coding region: 1-1239 (412 amino acids)
Source: RefSeq, a predicted model, not a curated record